Oryza sativa Japonica Group (Japanese rice) is the source of this 1076-nucleotide messenger RNA. The record is from RefSeq and is a predicted model, not a curated record. Lineage: Eukaryota; Viridiplantae; Streptophyta; Magnoliopsida; Poales; Poaceae.
UUAGCAAAGUAGCUUCUAUACUACUGCCUCUGCCAGGUGCCAUUUCAUUACUCAAAGAAAUUGAGCCGAGACCUGAGGAACAUAUACAAGAAUUGGCUAGCUUUGCUCGUUGAUUAGCAAUGGAGUGCUUCAAAACUACCCUAGCUGGGGUGGUGCUCGUCGUGCUGCUCCUGCAGCAGGCGCCGGUGCUACGGGCCAACGACCCUGACCCUCUCCAAGACUUCUGCGUCGCCGACCUCGACAGCGAGGUGACGUUGAACGGGUACCCGUGCAAGCCCACGCCGGCGGCCGGCGACGAGUUCCUCUUCUCCUCCAGGUUAGCCACGGGCGGCGACGUGAACGCCAACCCCAACGGCUCCAACGUCACGCAGCUCGACGUCGCGGGGUGGCCCGGGGUGAACACGCUCGGCGUGUCCAUGAACCGCAUCGACUUCGCGCCCGGCGGCACCAACCCGCCGCACGUCCACCCGCGCGCCACCGAGGUCGGCAUCGUGCUACGCGGCGAGCUCCUCGUCGGCAUCAUCGGCAGCCUCGACACCGGGAACAGGUACUACUCCAGGGUGGUCCGCGGCGGCGAGACGUUCGUCAUCCCGCGGGGGCUCAUGCACUUCCAGUUCAACGUCGGCAAGACGGAGGCCACCAUGGUGGUGUCCUUCAACAGCCAGAACCCUGGCAUCGUCUUCGUCCCGCUCACAUUGUUCGGCUCCAACCCACCCAUCCCGACGCCGGUGCUCGUCAAGGCGCUCCGGGUGGACGCCGGCGUCGUCGAGCUGCUUAAGUCCAAGUUCACCGGUGGGUACUGAUCUGACGAUCCGAGAGUAUUCUUACGCGGAUCUAGGUCUCUGCUACUAUAGUUGUGCGCAGUGUAUGUUAUUUGAUUGAAUAAACUUGUCGUCGCCAUCGCAGGCCACGAAUGAAACUAAAAUGUAUUACUACUGCUUUCUUGUGCUUUUCCCCUUCUAAAUAAACUAUACAUAAAUGGUAUUUUGGUAAGUGCGCCUAGUUAUCUUUUCAUUGUUGUAAAAUUGCAUUGUCAAUCUAUAAUUUUCAUUCAUGAUGCAUAAUCCAGUUCAAUA